AUGGUCUCAAACUGUGAGAUGUCUAGCAAAGACGUCAAUGGAGUCCUCAAAGCAUCCCAAGUUGUAUCCUCGAAUCGCAAUAUACCCUCCUCGGACACAGUGGGAGAAGUAGUGACCAGUCCUGAAGGAAGGGUAACCGCCGGUGCCGUUCUUACAGUCAUUGCCGUUGUCUUUGUCUACAUGGGCCAUAUGCUGCAGAUUAAUGGACUGGGCUUUCUGGGCCAAACCAUCACUAGUGAUAUCGGCGGGCAGGAUAAAACUGCCUGGCUUGUCAUCAUCUUCGCUCUCGUCCCUACCGUUGCAGGACCUCCAAUUUCCCAGAUUGCAGACUUCUGGGGUCGCAAAUGGUUAGUCGUCAUCACAGCUUACAUCAGCAUGGUCGGUUGUAUCAUUUUUAGUCGCUCCGAUUCCAUCGGAAUGGCAUUGGGAUCUUCUGUGGUGGCUGGCGCUUCGUCUGCUUGUCAAUCCAUUCUUCAUGCCGUUCCGUCUGAGGUGCUUCCUCGCAGGUAUCGCCCAUGGGCCCAGACCGCAGUCAUCCUGUCAGCUGGAAUUGGUGCCAUUUUUGGGCUGUACGCGGCAGGGGGAAUGGUCGAGACGAACGUCUCGGGAUGGCGACCAUACUUCUAUAUGCUCGCGAGCGUAUAUUUCAUCGGUGGAUCACUCGUCCUUGUCUUCUAUCGACCAAAGCCACGACAGGAGCAACAGCUGAGCCUCUCGGCCAAGCUGCACGCGCUGGACUUGCCUGCAAUGGGUUUGAUCAUUGUCUCACUUUUGACCCUGUGUAUCGGCUUAGGGUAUUCAAACAACCCGUAUCCGUGGACCAACGUACACGUUCUGGCACCGUUCGUUGUGGGUGUUGUCAGCAUCGGCGGAUUAGCAUGGUAUUCAAUCUUCUACAACAUUCACGGGCUCUUCGACCACGACCUUUACCAAACUCGAAACUUUGCCAUUGCCCAAGCCGGGGUCUUUACAGAAUCUCUCGCUUUCAUAGCUGUGGCCAACUACUUCGGUUUCCAAUGCAGCCUCAUUUAUGGACAAGGGCACUUCACAUCCGGUCUUAUAUACAGCAUUGUGUACUAUGCGUCAAUAGUAACUACUCUGUUGACUGGGUGGUAUUGCUCCAGGACGAAAAAGGUUCGACCACCAGCCCUACUGGCCUUCAUAGCCUUCGGAAUAUAUUUUAUCCUGAUGGCCACGGCGACCCGAUCAACACCAGUUGCCAAUUUGUGGGGCUACAAUGUCUUCAUCGGUAUGGGUCUAGCACUUUCGCUAAAUCCUCUUGUUGUAGCUGCUCAAUUGUCCACCCCUGCUCGUCUGAUAUCGACCGGUACUGGCCUACUCAUCGCUACAAGAGCUCUUGGUGGAUCGGUAGGGCUUGCCAUCUUCAAUGCUCUUUUUAAUUCCACCGUUCAAAAGAACCUUGUCUCCAAGAUUCUGGCAGCAAUUAUCCCAUUGGGACUGCCGGAGGCCAGCGUCGAGCCCUUUGUCAGCGCACUGGCCGCUAGAAAUGAAGAGCUGUUGGCCAAAGUUCCGGGAGUAACCCCAGAUAUCAUAGAAGCUGGGUUGCAAGGGAUGCUGGACGCUUAUGGACUUGCUUUUCGCAAUGUCUACAUCACCGGCGCUUGCUUCAGCGCCGCUGCGUUUCUAAGUACGCGCCUCCCGAUUUUUAUAUACUCCCCCUUUCAUAACGAUGGCUAA
This is a messenger RNA of Exophiala aquamarina CBS 119918, 1698 nucleotides long. RefSeq lists its product as uncharacterized. Gene Ontology annotation, molecular function: transmembrane transporter activity. Gene Ontology annotation, biological process: transmembrane transport. The transcript is spliced from 2 exons. The record is from RefSeq and is a predicted model, not a curated record. Gene Ontology annotation, cellular component: membrane. The coding region runs from base 1 to 1698 and encodes 565 amino acids. Lineage: Eukaryota; Fungi; Ascomycota; Eurotiomycetes; Chaetothyriales; Herpotrichiellaceae.